Molecule: messenger RNA, 1722 nt
Organism: Linderina pennispora
Lineage: Eukaryota; Fungi; Kickxellomycota; Kickxellomycetes; Kickxellales; Kickxellaceae
Exons: 2
Coding region: 1-1722 (573 amino acids)
Source: RefSeq, a predicted model, not a curated record
AUGAAUAUUUUUCUGUCUGCUGCUAAGCUUGUGCAGCUAGCUGUGCUUGCGUUUGCCGGAUGGCUGCUUCUGCAGUCGCUGUUCCUGAGCGUGCAAACGUUCAUGGUUUUCUACUUUCCAACCACGAAUGUUCCCUAUCUUCAUCCUGUGCCGCCUGCCAACGAGACUGCCGAGCCUAUCUCGCUCGCAUGGAAGGAACCAUUUGAAUACGAGGCCAAGGUAUAUGUCAACAACAAGUCGUGCGACUCUGACUCACUCGAGACGUUCUUCCAGAAUGCCACCGAAGUCUGGCACAUCGAGCCGCAGAGCCUGGCGAAUCGGUACCCAGUCUUCGAGAAGCGUCUGAGCCUGAAUCUGACAGAUACGGGUCAUAAAUCCAUGUGUGUUUUCAUUCAGAAGGCUGGCCAGUUCACACCUCAUCCGAAUAUCAGCGACCCCCACCUGCUUGUUGGCGAGCGUUGGCUCACGUCUACGAUCGGGGAGACCACGUGCUACAGUGAUGACCAGAAGGGAAAAGGUAUCAAGGCUCACUGCGUUUCGAAAUCAACAUUCCAAGUGGAUACCCAGGCCAAGUGGAAGAUCCAUCUCGAGGACAACGUGUAUAGGUCCGACUCCCUGCCCAAUAUUCAUUGCAACAAGUGCACCAUCGCCCACGGACAAGCAGUCAAAUCCGAUAGCACGACUGAUAGCAUGACUGAUAGCACUAGCGCCAAGGAUAUGGAAUGGAAGAGGUUCCCACUUGCUGAUGGCAACAGCACAAGCGAGGAGCCUGAAGCCCUCAGUGCAACUGUCGAUAUCGACAUGAGGAUCCGUGGCGUACGCACUAGCAUUGAGCAGGCUUCUAAACGCAUCGAACGCAGAGUGGACGACAGGGUUCACAAGUUGUUGAAAUUGAAUGAGGGUAAGGGUUUGGCACUAGGCCUAAACCUUGGGUCAUCGACGGCCCGUUCGACAGUAUCAACCGCGAUUUACCUUGCGCUCUACCCAGCACUGCUCUCUCUGUGGCUCAUCCAGCAGCUCUACAUUGCCAGGCUUUAUUUGGCGUCAGCCUGUUCAAAUGGCGGAAAAGCCAGCUCGAUUUUUGGGAUGUAUUUAUUCCAAGAGUUUUUCCACGUGCCCCUGGUUAGUGGCAUUGGGCUAGCGGUUCCGCAUGCAGGAUUGUACUGGGUACUCAUUACGGUUUGCGCGGUCUGGAGGUUCAUCAAGUUACUCGUUGUAAUUAUGCCUCAGCGAUGGGUGGCGGGUGUCAUACGGUUUUUCAGUGGCUCUCGAGCGACUAACCCCAGUGACAAGGAAAAGGGCGAUAACCCGCUGCAAAAUAAGCAGGGGAGCGAGGACGACGACCUGGAGAGCGCCUAUUCCGAGAUAUGCUCACAGACUUUUAAGCUAUUGCUUAUGGCUAUUGCGGCAUCUCUUGUCGUGGAGUAUGCCUACCAAGCGUAUAUCUCCGGCGGCGUUGAGAUUCAGGAUCUGCUGAAGGCUGAUGGAAGUCAGAUUAGCGCACUUCUUUCGGGCCAUGGGCCACUUCUGCUACCGCAUGGUGUUCUGGGUCUAUGCCGCCUACUUCAUUCCAUCUAUUAUUUUGGUGUUCAAACGCAAGUCGACUACGUACGUGCUGAUUGCGUACCAUCUCCUUCGAGCGAUCGAGUUUACAGUCAUCGGAUCGCUUUGCCUCUACGCAGUUCCCCAGGUGGUAGAAUCCAGUUGUGUGGAGGUAUAUAA